UUUUAUUGGGACCAAAAUAAGAAAUCUAUGGCGAUGGAGGGCAAUCUUCUAAGAGAGCUUCUUCUUCUUCUUCUUCUUCAUAUUCUUGUUGUUGCUGGUGUUGGUGGAAACCCUAGCUAUGGCGUCGAGUCUUUGAACAGAAGUAGUUUUCCACAAGGGUUUGUUUUUGGGACAGCUUCAUCGGCUUACCAGUAUGAAGGUGCUGCAAAUGAAGACGGGAGAGGGCCGAGUAUUUGGGAUGCCUUCGCACACAAAUUCUCAGGCAAAAUAAUUGAUGGGAGCAAUGGAGAUGUAGCUAAUGAUGCUUACCAUCACUACAAGGAAGAUGUUGGGAUUAUGAAGAACAUGAAUUUAGAUGCUUAUAGAUUUUCAAUUUCUUGGUCCAGAAUCCUGCCAAAAGGAAAGCUCACUGGGGGAGUGAACAUGAAAGGAAUUCAAUACUACAAUAGCCUUAUCGAUGAGUUAUUGGCUAAAGGAAUAAAGCCUUUUGUUACACUCUUCCAUUGGGAUCUUCCACAAGCCUUAGAAGAUGAAUAUGGUGGUUUCUUGAGCCCUCAUAUUGUGAAUGAUUUUCAAGACUAUGCGGAAGUUUGUUUUAAAGAGUUUGGAGACCGAGUGAAGCAUUGGAUCACAUUGAAUGAACCAUGGAGUUAUAGUAUGGGUGGUUACGCACAAGGUUCAUUUGCUCCAAAUAGAUGCUCCUCAUGGAUGCACCUCAACUGUAGCGGUGGAAACGCUGCAACUGAGCCAUAUCUUGCUUCUCACUACCAAAUUCUUGCUCAUGCGACUGCAGUCAAACUUUAUCGAGACAAAUAUCAGAAAUCUCAAAAGGGUUUGAUAGGAAUAACCCUAGUAUCGCACUGGUUUGUUCCAGUUUCCAAUGGGAGAAAACAUCGCAAUGCUGCACAGAGAGCUCUUGAUUUCAUGUUUGGUUGGUUCAUGGAUCCAGUGACGUUUGGAGAUUAUCCAGAGAGCAUGAAGUCUCUUGUUGGGAAGAGACUACCAAAGUUCACGCAAGAGCAAUCUAAGUUGGUUAAAGGGUCGUAUGACUUUCUUGGAUUCAAUUACUACACAGCCAAUUAUGCAGCCUACACGCCUCCCAACGCCAACCGCACCACCUACUUCACCGACGCUCGAGCCAAGCUCUUGACCGAGCGCAAUGGCAUAGCCAUCGGUCCCAAGGCAGCUUCCCCAUGGCUCGCAGUUUAUCCUAGAGGCAUUCGAGACGUGCUGCUGUAUACAAAAGCCAAGUACAAUAAUCCCCUCAUCUAUAUCACUGAGAACGGAGUUGAUGAGGUUAACAAUGCCACUCUCCCCCUAAAGGAAGCACUUGUGGACAAUUUCAGGAUCCAUUACUAUCAAGCUCAUCUCUAUUUCCUACGUAAAGCAAUUGAGGAUGGUGUGAAAGUGAAAGGGUAUUUUGCCUGGUCCUUGUUGGACAACUUUGAAUGGUCGAGUGGUUAUACAGUUCGGUUUGGCAUCAACUUUGUUGAUUACAAAGAUGGAACGAAAAGAUACCCAAAAAGCUCAACUUAUUGGUUCAAGAGAUUCCUCAAACACUAGCUUAGCUCCGUUUAUCUUCGACGCAAGAGUGCUCGAUCAGUGAACUAUUAUGCAUAAUUGAUGCAUAUACUCGACCAGAAGUUAUGGCAGAGAGUGAUGUCCAAUUAAGUCGGAGCUCUUUCAAUGGAAUAAAAUAGUGCGGAAUCUCACCUUUUCAAUAAUUUGUAUUUUGUAUUUCUCCAGUAAUGUUCUGAACGCUACACUAUUUGUUUUGAAUUUAUUCAUUUGAUGAAGUGUCAAGAUAUUAAAUACAUGUUUUAAUUUUUGUCAAAA
Messenger RNA from Momordica charantia (bitter melon), 1836 nucleotides. RefSeq names its product beta-glucosidase 12. Lineage: Eukaryota; Viridiplantae; Streptophyta; Magnoliopsida; Cucurbitales; Cucurbitaceae. Gene Ontology annotation, biological process: carbohydrate metabolic process. The record is from RefSeq and is a predicted model, not a curated record. Gene Ontology annotation, molecular function: beta-glucosidase activity.